This is a messenger RNA of Carlito syrichta (Philippine tarsier), 2555 nucleotides long. RefSeq names its product vascular endothelial growth factor A (gene VEGFA). Gene Ontology annotation, biological process: induction of positive chemotaxis; vascular endothelial growth factor receptor signaling pathway; positive regulation of angiogenesis. Bases 22 to 633 code for a protein of 203 amino acids. Gene Ontology annotation, cellular component: membrane. Gene Ontology annotation, molecular function: chemoattractant activity; heparin binding; growth factor activity. The transcript is spliced from 7 exons. The record is from RefSeq and is a predicted model, not a curated record. Lineage: Eukaryota; Metazoa; Chordata; Mammalia; Primates; Tarsiidae.
CAGUGGUCCCAGGCUGCGCCCAUGGCAGAAGGAGAGCAGAAUCGCCACCAAGUGGUGAAGUUUAUGGACGUCUACCGGCGCAGCUACUGCCAUCCGAUCGAGACCCUGGUGGACAUCUUCCAGGAGUACCCUGAUGAGAUCGAGUACAUCUUCAAGCCGUCCUGUGUGCCCCUCAUGCGAUGCGGGGGCUGCUGCAACGAUGAGAGCCUGGAGUGUGUGCCCACCGAGGACUUCAACAUCACCAUGCAGAUUAUGCGGAUCAAGCCUCACCAAGGCCAGCACAUAGGAGAGAUGAGCUUCCUACAGCAUAGCCAAUGUGAAUGCAGACCAAAGAAAGAUAGAGCAAGGCAAGAAAAAAAAUCAGUUCGAGGAAAGGGAAAGGGGCAAAAACGAAAGCGCAAGAAAUCCCGGUAUAAAUCCUGGAGCGUGUACGUUGGUGCCCGCUGCUGUCUCAUGCCCUGGAGCCUCCCCUGGCCCCGUCCCUGUGGGCCUUGCUCAGAGCGGAGAAAGCAUUUGUUUGUACAAGAUCCGCAGACGUGUAAAUGUUCCUGCAAAAACACAGACUCGCGUUGCAAGGCGAGGCAGCUUGAGUUAAACGAACGUACUUGCAGAUGUGACAAGCCAAGGCGGUGAGCUGGGCAGGAGGAAGGAGCCUCCCUCAGGGUUUCGGGAACCAGACCUCUCACCAAGGAAAGACUGAUGCAGAAUGAUGGAGACCGAAGCCACGCUGCCGCCACCACAUCGCCAUCACCAUCGACAGUCCUUAAUCCAGAAACCUGAAAUGAAGGAAGAGGAGACUCUGCGCAGAGCACUUUGGGGUCGGAGGGCGAGACUCCGGCAGAAGCAUUCCCGGGCGGGUGACCAAGCACGGUCCCUCUUGGAAUUGGAUUCGCCAUUUUAUUUUUCUUGCUGCUAAAUCACCAAGCCCGGAAGAUUAGAGUUUUAUUUCUGGGAUUCCUGUAGACACACCCACCCACAUACAUACAUUUAUAUAUAUAUAUAUAUAUAUAUAUUAUAUAUAUAAAAAUAAAUAUAUAUAUUUUAUAUAUAUAAAAUAUAUAUAUUCUUUUUUUAAAUUAACAGUGCUAAUGUUAUUGGUGUCUUCACUGGAUGUAUUUGACUGCUGUGGACUUGAGUUGGGAGGAGAAUGUCCCUACCCAGAUCCCAACAGGGAAGAGGACGGGAUGAGAGACUCUGGCGUGAUCUUUUCUGACCCUCUUGUAGGGGCCAGGGUCCUCUCCCCUGCCCAGGAACGUGCAAGGCCAGGGCACGGGGGCAAACAUGACCCACUUUUGGGAACACCGACAAACCCAGCCCUGGCCCCAAGCCUCUACCCCGAGUCAAAUGGACAGAAAGACAGAUGACAGAUACAGGGACGAGGACGCUGGCUCCGACUAGGAGCUUGGGGAGCUUCAGGACAUUACUGUGCUUUGGGGAUCCCCUCCACAUGCUGCAUGGGCAUCUUGCCCCCGGGGGCAUUGUCCAGAAGAUUUAAGAGCCUGGGCGGCCUUCAGCCACUCUCACCUGCUUCCUAGUUGCCCGGAGGCCACUGACAGAUGUCCCUGCGGAGAGAAGAGACAUUGGUGGAAGAAGCGGCCCGGUGACAGCUCCUCCUCCUGGGACCCACCCUCAUCCUGUUCCUGCUCCCCUUCCUGGGGUGCAACCCAGGAGGACCCGAUGUCCUCAGACCAUUGAAACCACUAGUUCUGUCCCCCAGGAGACCUGGCUGUGUGUGUGUGAGUGGUGAACCCUCCUCACCCCCAACCUUCCCUUCCUGAGGCACAGAGAGACAGGGCAGGGUCCACGUGCCUGUCGUGGAGGCAGAGAAAAGAGAAAGUGUUUUAUAUACGGUACUUAUUUAAUAUCCCUUUUAAAUUAGAAAUUAAAACAGUUAAUUUAAUUAAAGAGUAGGGUUUUUUCAGUAUUCUUGGUUAAUAUUUAAUUUCAACUAUUUAUGAGAUGUAUCUCUUGCUCUCUCUUGCUCUCUUAUUUGUACUGGUUUUUGUGUAUAAAAUUCAUGUUUUCAAUCUCUCUCUCCCUGAUUGGUGACAGUCACUAGCUUGUCCUGAACAGAUAUUUAAUUUUGCUAACACUCAGCUCUGUCCUCCCCUUUCCCCUGGCUCCCCACCACACAUUCCUUUGAAAUAAGGUUUCAACAUACAUCUACAUACUAUAUAUAUAUUUGGCAACUUGUGUUUGUGUGUGUGUGUGUGUGUGUGUAUAUAUAUAUAUAUGUUUAUGUAUAUAUGUGAUUCUGAUAAAAUAGACAUUGCUAUUCUGUUUUUUAUAUGUAAAAACAAAACAAGAAAAAAUAGAGAAUUCUACAUACUAAAUCUCUCUCCUUUUUUAAUUUUAAUAUUUGUUAUCAUUUAUUUAUUGGUGCUACUGUUUAUCCGUAAUAAUUGUGGGGGAAAAGAUAUUAACAUCACGUCUUUGUCUCUAGUGCAGUUUUUCGAGAUAUUCCGUAGUACAUAUUUAUUUUUAAACAACGACAAAGAAAUACAGAUAUAUCUUAAAAAAAGCAUUUUGUAUUAAAGAAUUUAAUUCUGAUCUCA